Messenger RNA from Copidosoma floridanum, 2557 nucleotides. RefSeq names its product neuroendocrine convertase 1. The record is from RefSeq and is a predicted model, not a curated record. NCBI's taxonomy places the organism in Eukaryota, Metazoa, Arthropoda, Insecta, Hymenoptera, Encyrtidae. Gene Ontology annotation, molecular function: serine-type endopeptidase activity. Gene Ontology annotation, cellular component: membrane; neuron projection. Gene Ontology annotation, biological process: peptide hormone processing.
GGGGACCAAGUUGGCGAAAGGACGCGCUGCCGCUGGGAACGAAAGUGGAGCCUGGAAAGCCAAGGAAGCGGAAAAAGUGUUUGGCGCGCGCUUUUUUCCUUCAACCCUCCACGCGUGUGUGUGUACCAGCUACGACCGUAAGCACUUGUGUCGAGUGUACGCGGUUGCCUUUGGAUUCCGUGUGGCUGUUACGGUUCGGGGAAAACUUUUGCCGCGCACCUUUUUCUCCCACCCCCCCCCUGCGCCCACUCCAGAUCCAGCAUCCAUGAACAGGUGGUCGCAAUCACAUCGGCGCUUAGCCCUCUGCUAUUGCUACAUUUUUAUGCUCAACGCGAAAGAUUGCAACACCUCGAGACAGGAGGAGGGCCAACAGCGGUACCGGGACAAUCAUCGGCAGGAUCGAGAAAACACUCCCGAGGAGUGGGUCGUGCGACUGGAGGGUGGCCCGGAGGUAGCCUCGCUUCUCGCGCUUCGCUCCGGCUACUCGCACCUCGGACCGGUGCUGGGCUUCAAGGACACGUAUUUGUGGCGCCCAAUCGAUGGCGCCCGGUACCGGAAGCGGGGCAUGCCCUACGCCAUGAGCGCCCUGAGAAAUCGGGCCAAGAUCGUGUGGGCGGAUCACCAGAGAGCCGUGCGCCGCGAGAAGCGAGACCAUUACAGCAAUUACAGGAACAGCGCCAGGGGACGAGCGUCGGGGGAAACUCGAGCUUUCGUGGGGCUUCCCCCGAGGAACAAGCUGGCGUUCAACGACGAGCUCUGGGAGCAGGAGUGGUACUUGGUCGAUCGCGAGAGAAGCCCCGAGCGGGAUAUGACGGCCGGGAGGAAGGGGCAGUCCUUGGAGAGGCUGGACCUGAACGUGCUGCCGGUGUACGGGCUCGGGAUCACCGGGCGGGGAGUUAGGAUCGCCGUACUGGACGACGGGCUCGAGCACACCCACGAGGAUCUACGCGCCAAUUACGAUCCGGAAAUAAGCUACGACAUAACCGAUCGGGACGUCGAUCCGAUUCCGCGCUACCUGGAGGAGGACGGCAACGGGCACGGCACCCGGUGCGCCGGGGAGAUAGCCAUGGAGGCGGACAACGGCAAGUGCGGCGUCGGCGUGGCCUUUGAGGCAAAGAUCGGCGGUAUUAAGAUGCUGGACGGCUUGAUUAACGAUCGGGUGGAGGCAGAGGCUCUCGGCUACCGCUCGGACCUCGUCGACAUAUACACGGCCUCGUGGGGCCCACCGGACGACGGAAGCAGCCUCGAGGAGCCCGGCAGGCUAGCCUCCGAGGCUCUAGAGCGCGGCGUCACCGAGGGACGAGCCGGCCGAGGUAGCGUUUACGUGUGGGCUUCGGGGAACGGGGGCUCCAAGGACGACGACUGCGGCUGCGACGGGUACGUCGGUAGCGUGUACACCAUAGCUAUCGGGUCUGCCAGCCAGGCGGGCAGCUUUCCCUGGUACGGCGAGAUUUGCCCGGCCACCCUGGCGACGACCUACAGCAGUGGCGCCAACCAGGACCAGAUGAUUGUGACGACUGAUUUGAAAAAUACUUGCACAACCAGCCACACGGGGACAUCGGCCUCGGCACCGCUGGCCGCCGGAAUUUUGGCGCUAGCUCUGCAAGUCAACAACAACUUGACGUGGAGGGACCUUCAGCAUCUCGUGGUGUACACGUCGAAGCACAGGCCGCUUAGAGCCAAUCCAGGUUGGUUCACAAACGCCGUUGGGCUGUGGUUCAACCCGCGCUUCGGCUUCGGUCUGAUGGACGCUUAUGCCCUGGUGGCAGCUAGUUCGAACUGGACCGGGGCUCCUGAAAAAUUCAUUUGCGAGACCCCGUCUUCGUCAACGGUCGCGUGCAACGUGAGCUAUGGCGUGCCCCAAAGUUUGAAAUUCGAAACGGAUGCCUGUGUCGGAGGGCCCAACGAAAUCCAGUACCUGGAGCACGUACAGGUCGAGACGAACAUCGAGUACUCGUUGCGCGGAGCACUGCAAAUACAUCUGACAGCGCCUUCUGGCACGAAAGUUCAGAUCCUCGGAAAAAGAAAGUUCGACAAUUCGAGCGAAGGUUUUGCCAACUGGAAAUUCAUGUCGGUAGCCACUUGGGGAGAAAAUCCUCGGGGGACUUGGGUUCUCGAUAUCAUCGAUGAGGUCGGUCCGGAAAACAAUAGCGGCAGUAUCGGUACUUUAAACUUGAUUUUACACGGUACUAAAGACCGGCCCGACUAUCUGGACAAAGUAAUCAAGUAUGACGACGGUUCAUUCGAGGAAGUCGCUAAAUUAGUGAGUAUUGGCCUUAAAUACAAUAAAGUAUAUACAAAUGAAUCUUUUGACUUGAACUGCAAUCAAUAUAUUUCUUUCAGAACGACAUCGCAGAUGGAAACGGAAACGAUAAUGUGUUGGAUGAAUCGGAGCAUUACGAGAACCGCAGUAAUAAUUUCAAUGCAACCUUUGACGAAGAUUGGCUUAUCCGAUUUUUGCUGUCCGUUUAAAUGGAUGGGUAAACAUAUCCUGAGAAUUCACUAUUUUUCUUAAUUACUGUAUGAUUAAAAUAAUGUAAAUGUCGAAUCUAAUAAU